AUGCAAGAGCGGAAGGAAAAUAGUCGACGGGAAACUCGAACGCUUCGCAUUGAAACCACAGGGUUAAUUCCGCCUUCAAUAAAGGCUUGUUUGGGCUUUGACUUAUAUCCUUCCCUGUAUUUCAGAUCAAUACCUGAUCACUAUGCAAAUAAACUUGUAUCAGAAGGUAUUCUAACUGAAGCUGAAGUCGAGAGCAUAACAACAGAAUUCACCAAGUAUUUACAAUCGCAAUUCGAACAACAUCAUUCCUACCAGCCGGAGGUAUCAUAUUACCAAGAUCAAUGGUCAGGAAUGAGUGCUGCACCACGAGCUGUGGAACUCUGGGGUACUGGUGUUGACACUGAAAUGUUAAAGCAAGUCGGACGAGCUUCUGUCAUUGUACCUGAUGAAUUUGUCAUACAUCCCCAUUUAGCAAAAACUCAUGUAAAAAAUCGAUUGAACAAAUUGUCAGAGGAAAAAGGACUUGACUGGGCUACAGCGGAGGCUCUUGCUUUUGGAUCAUUGCUAAUGGAAGGCCGGAACGUUCGCAUUAGUGGAGAAGAUGUUGGUAGAGGCACCUUCGCUCACAGACAUGUUAUGUUUAUAGACCAGGAUACAGAGAAUAUACACAUCCCACUGAACCAUAUACACAAGGAUCAGAAAGGGUUUUUAGAGGUGGCAAAUUCAAUUUUAUCUGAAGAAGCCGUAUUGGGAUUCGAAUAUGGGAUGGCAUUUGAUUCGCCUGAAAAUCUUUGUUUGUGGGAAGCACAGUUCGGCGAUUUCUAUACGGGAGCGCAGAUUAUAGUUGACAAUUUCAUUGCUUCUGGUGAAUCGAAAUGGGUUCGCAGCAACGGUCUAGUGAUGUUACUUCCACACGGAUUCGAUGGAGCAGCAUCUGAACAUUCCUCGUGUAGGAUGGAGAGGUUUUUGCAGCUAACAGAUAGUUCAGAGAUAAGCCCAGACUCUGAAGCUGUGAACAUGAACGUUGCAAAUGCCACAACACCAGCUCAAUACUUCCAUUUGUUAAGGAGACAGAUGGUUCGAAACUACAGAAAACCGUUGGUUGUGGUUUCACCAAAAACUCUUCUGCGGUUGGCUGAAGCGACAUCCAACUUGUCAGAAUUCGCGCCCGGAACACACUUCAAGCCUGUUAUUGGUGAUCAAAUUGCCGAUCCAUUGAAAGUGAAAAGGGUGUUUUUCGUCAGUGGCAAACAUUAUUACGAAUUGCAUAACGAACGGUUGAAAAAUAAAAUUGAUGAUGUCGCUAUUGUGAGAGUAGAAUUGCUUUGUCCUUUCCCCGUGCAGACAAUACAAGCUGAAUUGCAAAAAUAUACUAACGCUAGAAACACUUUAUUAUUUUUAGAAUUCAUAUGGUGUCAGGAAGAACAUAGGAAUAUGGGUGCAUGGAGUUUCGUCAAACCACGCUUUGAAAAUCUUGUCGGGAGAAAGCUCCUAUACGCCGGUCGUCCUGAAGCACCAACAACAGCAGUGGGAGCACCUAAACUUUACAAAGUGGAAGUUGAUUAUAUACUACGCCAACCAUUUUUGACAUAA
Danaus chrysippus (African queen) is the source of this 1533-nucleotide messenger RNA. The record is from the annotation of a GenBank genome assembly. NCBI's taxonomy places the organism in Eukaryota, Metazoa, Arthropoda, Insecta, Lepidoptera, Nymphalidae.